CUGACAAACGGUCGCAGCCUCCCCCGCAACCAAGUCCCCGAAUGGGCGGCCUUCUACAUCAACUACAAGGGCCUCAAGAAGCUGAUCAAGGCCGCCGCCCAGUCGGCCAAGAAUGGAGAGAAGGUGGACUUAGCAGAAUUCUUCUUCGCCCUGGACCGCAACCUCGAGGAUGUCGACGCCUUCUACAACCGCAAGCUCGGCGAGGCAGUCCGUCGCCUCAGCUUGCUGCGCGACCGCUACGGCCGCGUCCCCGAUGUCGUCUCCAAUCUCGACGAGGAUGAGAUCGAGGAGCUCAUGGGUGCCUUGUACGAGAUGCGCGUGCAGCUGCGCAACCUGAACUGGUUCGCCGAGAUCAACCGCAGGGGCUUCGUCAAGAUCACCAAGAAGCUCGACAAGAAGGUCCCUGAGAGCGCCUCGCAGCACCGCUACAUCUCGACAAAGGUCGACCCUCUGCCCUUCGCCAAGGACACCACUGGAACGCGCCUGCUCGCCGAGAUCAACAAGUGGAUCUCGGUUUUGGGCGACGCCCGGAAUAUCGACGACUCCAGAUCCGAUAGGUCGGUGCGGUCGCUGGGUCGUGCGUCGUCAAAGGCCAUGUUGACGCUGUCGCAAGGCCUGCUUGACACGCUGGAACAGGCGAUCCGCAACGACAACGUCGAGUCACUGAAGACUGGCUUGAAGGAGGGUAACGUGACGGGCGAGCACGCCUCUCAUGGCCUGUUGCUCAACUUGCUGCAGCGGUCCAUCGCUGCGAGAUCCAAGGCCAGCAUUGCCUUCAUCCUGGACCAGCUCCCUUCGAUUUAUGAGCCUGACGACAUCAACGAGCGCAAUUGCAUUCACCGCCUUGUAAUUCACAUUGGCCGCACAAGGUCUAAUGACCCUGACAACGAGCCGAAAUCUUACCCCUUCCCGAUCGGCACUCAGUUUACUUCUCACGAUCUCCAGCCAGCAACCUCGCAGCAGACCAACACCCCACGUGCCCUGAACGAAAACGAGACCAAGCUCCUCGGAAAGGAUGAUGAGGCAGUCCAGAUUCUCAUGUAUCUCCUCGACACACUGAAGCCGGAGCACCGUGAGGCGCUCAGCGGCAGGGACUCGUUCGGCCGCAUGCCGCUGCACUACGCUGCUCGCUUCGGCUUCGUCGUCGUUUGCCAGAUCCUCAUGGCCAAGAUGCAGGAGUGGGGCCAGUUCAACGUUGAGAACGGCAUUGAUGCCCCCGAGUGGCAGGACAAUGACGGUUACGCGCCGCUGCAUUUGUCAGUCGUCGGCGGCCAUCCCUUGACCACUAAGGCCCUCCUCCAGGGUGAGAACUGGCAGGGCGUGAAUGAAAAGAAGGCGGAGAUGAGGAAGACGGUGUCGAAGUCUGGCGCUGUUUUGGCCAUGGCCACCAAGUCCAACUACAAAGUCAUCGUGGAGAUGCUUGUUGAGGCUGGAGUGGAUAUCAACUGGCAGGAUAAGACGGGUGAAACCGCUCUUCAUCUCGCUGCGCGAUUUGGCCAUGACGAAAUUGCCAAGGUUCUCCUGAAGGGCACCGACGAGCAGAAGGCUGAUGUCGAGAUUCCCGAGAAUUCGUACGCCUGGACGCCACUUCACGUCGCAGCUGUCGACGGUCAUCUGUCGAUGGCGCAGUUGCUUGUUGAUGCUGGAGCUGAGAUCGCCAAGGCUGAUUCUUCUGGCUGGACCGCCAAGGAGCAUGCUGCUCUGCGUGGCCACCUGGACAUUGCCAGACUUCUUGCGGCGCAACCUGCUGCCGACCUCGUCCAGACCACGAAGGAACUUAAGGUUUCUGGAGACACCUCUCGUUCUUCGUCCCCAGAGAACAACACAUCCCUCGACGGUCGCAAGUCGAAUGGCGCCAGCCGUCCGCUCGAGCCUGUCAAGACUUUUGGUCACCGAUACCUCACUAACAAGAGCAUGGUCUUGGUCAGUCUCGGUUCGAUGGAUAUGCGCAAGAACAUUGAGGCCGUCAAGCUCGACCGUGUGCCCCUGACCGAGGCUCACCUUACAGAGCUGGACACAGCUCUGUCUAUCGUGGUUUCGGCUAGUGGAGCUCAGGGUGAGCCUACCAUUCUCGACUUGCCCGUCCACGAGAAUAUCUCUACCGAACCAAUCGUCUUCACCGCCGAGGACCCCGCACAGGUUAAGAUCAUGUUCGACAUUGUUCCUACCUACUCUGGAAAUGAGAAGAACAAGAUCGGACGUGCUGUUGCCCUCCUCUCCCACAUUAAGCCCACCAUCGGUACCAAGCGCAUGAACCUACAGGGCGACGUCUGCAUUCCCAUCAUGGGCAGCAAUCUGGAAAUUAUUGGCACUGUCAACUUCAACUUCUUGGUCGUCACUCCUUUCUCCCACCCCAACAUGGAGAUCAACUCCCAGCAGACUUACUGGAAGAAGCUUGCUUCAACGAUGGUUAUUGGUCACCGCGGCAUGGGUAAGAACCUGUCGAGCAACAAGUCUCUCCAACUUGGAGAGAACACGGUGCCUUCUUUUAUUGCAGCAGCCAACUUGGGCGCCCAAUAUGUUGAGUUCGAUGUGCAGCUUACCAAGGACCACGUCCCGGUUAUUUACCACGACUUCCUUGUCAGCGAGACGGGUAUUGAUGCCCCAGUGCACACCCUCACUUUGGAGCAAUUCCUUCAUAUCAACCCUGACUCCAACCGCCCCAGUGUCAACGGCAACACCAUCAACGCUGUCAAUGAGAAUCUAGAAAGAGUUCGCAACAACGUCCCAGGCCCCAGACAACGUUCUUUGUCCAUGGGAUAUGCUGGAGAUGGCUUGAACGGCAAUGGCCUCGAGGAGCGCAUGAAGCACACCCGUGACUUCAAGAACAAGGGCUAUAAGGCCAACUCGCGCGGCAACUUCAUCCAGGCCCCCUUUGCCACCCUUGAGGACCUCUUCCGCCAGCUGCCCGAGCACAUCGGCUUCAACAUUGAAAUGAAGUACCCUAUGCUCCACGAGAGCGAGGAGCAGGAGAUGGACACCUACGCCGUCGAACUCAACUCCUUCUGCGAUACAGUCCUGUCCAAGGUCUACGACCUCGCUGGCAACAGGCACAUCAUUUUCAGCUCCUUCAACCCGGACAUCUGCCUGUGCCUCAGCUUCAAGCAGCCCUCGAUCCCCAUCAUGUUCCUGACCGACGCCGGCACCUGCCCCGUCGGCGACAUCAGGGCCUCGUCUCUCCAGGAGGCCAUUAGAUUCGCUAGCCGCUGGAAUCUGAUCGGUAUCGUCAGCGCCGCAGAACCGCUCAUUAACAGCCCGCGACUGGUCAGGGUCGUCAAGGAGAGCGGUCUCCUCUGCGUCAGUUACGGGACGCUGAACAACAACCCCAUUAUGGUCCAGCGCCAAGUAAAAGAGGGUAUCGACGCGGUCAUCGUGGACAACGUCCUUGCUAUCAGAAAGGGACUCACGACCAACGAGGAGGCCAACGGUCAGGCGUUGGAUGAGGGUUCGGAGGGUGAAUCGUCUUAG
Molecule: messenger RNA, 3468 nt
Organism: Colletotrichum karsti
Lineage: Eukaryota; Fungi; Ascomycota; Sordariomycetes; Glomerellales; Glomerellaceae
Product: glycerophosphodiester phosphodiesterase gde1
Exons: 3
Biological process (GO): glycerophospholipid catabolic process
Molecular function (GO): protein binding; glycerophosphocholine phosphodiesterase activity
Source: RefSeq, a predicted model, not a curated record